Trichoplax adhaerens is the source of this 558-nucleotide messenger RNA. RefSeq lists its product as uncharacterized. The transcript has 3 exons. NCBI's taxonomy places the organism in Eukaryota, Metazoa, Placozoa, Uniplacotomia, Trichoplacea, Trichoplacidae. Bases 1 to 558 code for a protein of 185 amino acids. The record is from RefSeq and is a predicted model, not a curated record.
AUGUCUGGUAGCAUUUAUCCUGCUACUACCUCCAAAAAUACGGCCCACUAUUGCAACCAUUGUAGCUAUAAAGUACAAGAUCAUACAUUUGCACUUACCACCAUAACUACGAUCCAAAUUACUAUCGCUGCCAUUGGAUUAUGGUUGCCAUGUCGAUUUGGUUUAUAUAUAUCCAGUCUCAAUUUUUAUGCCAAUACAUUUUGGGUUGCUGGGCCGACGCUAGCAUUUAGCAUUAUUAGCAGUAUCAUCAAUGCCAAUGAUAAACCUGACUCAAAUUGGGCAUGGUUUCACAUCAUUACUGGUACCGUGUGCUCAUUUUGUACAUUUGCAGGAUUAAUAACAUUAGGAUUCGCAUUUUUCGAUAUGGUUACAUUAAUUGGCCCAAACAGCAAUUUGAAGUGCUCUACCAACGUGGGUAGCUCGGGAUUAACGCAAGUAACGCUUCCUGCUCUUAUGGCAAAUGCAGGCCAAAUAAUAAUCUACAUUUACUAUGCUUUUGCGAUUAAAGAAAUUAUGGCCCCCAAUUUUAAGCAGGAGGCUACAUCGGUGGAUAUUUAG